This is a messenger RNA of Oryza brachyantha (malo sina), 1013 nucleotides long. Its product is annotated as ethylene-responsive transcription factor ERF014. Gene Ontology annotation, biological process: regulation of DNA-templated transcription. Bases 54 to 818 code for a protein of 254 amino acids. The transcript has a single exon. The record is from RefSeq and is a predicted model, not a curated record. Gene Ontology annotation, molecular function: DNA binding; DNA-binding transcription factor activity. Lineage: Eukaryota; Viridiplantae; Streptophyta; Magnoliopsida; Poales; Poaceae.
CUCGUCCUCGUCUUGUUGCGCGCGGAGAGAUCGACGGCGGCGACGAACCCAGCAUGGUUAAGAACCCGAGCAGCAAGUGCGGCAUUGCGGCUGGCGGUGGCGCGGCGUCGUGCAGCGGCGGCGGCGGCGGCGGCGGAGGGGAUGGUAAGAGGAUGGUGACGGAGGCAACGGCGGCGGCGUUGGCGGUGAGGCCGUACAAGGGGGUGCGGAUGCGGAGCUGGGGGUCGUGGGUGUCGGAGAUCAGGGCGCCGCACCAGAAGCGGCGGAUCUGGCUGGGGUCCUACGCCACGCCGGAGGCCGCCGCGCGGGCCUACGACGCCGCGCUGAUCUGCCUCAAGGGCCCCGACGCCGUCCUCAACUUCCCGUCCUCCUCCUCCUCCUCCCCGUCUCGCCUUCUCGACAGCUGCCGGGACACGGGCUCGGCGGCGGGCGACAUGUCCCCGAGGUCCAUCCAGCGCGUCGCGGCGGCGGCCGCGGCGGCAUUCGACGCCGGCGUCAUCGGUAGUGUCGUCGCCGACAACAGCUGCUCCUCCAGCGCCGAUGCGACGUCGACGCCGACGUCGGCGACAACCUCCCUCUCGACCCUGGGAAGUGCCGGCGGGGACGUCCUGGACCACGCGACACCGUCGUCGUCGUCCGCCGCAGCCAACGCCUGCUCUCCGCAGCUGGACGGGGACCAUGAGCUCUGGACGGAGCUGGACGCGUUCGCAUCGCCCAAGUUCAUGGAUCUAAUAGCCGCCGGCGGCACACCGUUCUCGUUGCCGUGGGAGGAGCCCGAGGAGGACGGCGAGCUGAUGAGGCUGUGGAGCUUCUGCUAGCUUAGCUAGGAAACCGAUCAACACCCAUCCAUUCGCCCAUGCAAGAUUAAUACUACCAUUGGUUCAUUCCAUUUGAGCAUUGCAAGCUAGGUUAAUUAGGCCUUGAUUCAUGGCUUCAAUUAUUCCAUAGAUUCUUCUUCUUUUCUUUUGAUAAUAUAAUAUCUUAAUAUAUAGGAGUAUUAAUAUUAUUGUAAU